Molecule: messenger RNA, 1758 nt
Organism: Zychaea mexicana
Lineage: Eukaryota; Fungi; Mucoromycota; Mucoromycetes; Mucorales; Lichtheimiaceae
Exons: 2
Coding region: 388-1455 (355 amino acids)
Source: RefSeq, a predicted model, not a curated record
UUAUCAUCAUCAUCGUCGUCGUCAUGAUCAUUUUGUGCCGUGGUAUGCGGCGCGUCCUUUUCGUCAAAAAGGCAUACCUUUAUACGAUAAAAAAAGCGCGCCAGCAUGGCCAUGCCUUAUUCUUUUUCCGUUCACGUUGGAUAGACAGACGGACAGAUUGCACACAGAACCUUUAAGCUCAACGUACAGACAGCGUCAACUCAUGUUGCGGUAUUUGUAACACAUCAUACAAAAAGUGUCGCGUUCCAGAUAAUAUAUAAAGCGGAUGCCCAAACAAUUUUUUUUCCUUUCUUUCUUCCCUUUUCUUUCUUUUUCUUCUGCUUGCUGCGCAAAGCAACCUGCUACGUUUUUUCUCUUCUUUCUUUUCUUCUUUCUCACCCUCGUACUAUGUUGAUCUCGUCUUUUACGAUUGAUCUGGAUGAACCAUGUUUUACACUGUCUGAUAAACCCGUAGCAAUCAGUGGAAUACUACGUGCUCGAUGUGCCGAGAAUCUGAGUUGCGUCCACAGCCAAUUGGAAAUGUUUGGCUGUGCGCACGUGGGGUCGAUGAGAAGGUCGGGAGCAAAAAACACCAGCGAGCACGACGACGACGACAACGACGACGACGCGGUUGUGUUCAAAGAUCAGCAUACAGUGGGCAAAUGGGCGUACGAAGACGACGAGGAUAGCUACGUUGCGCCCUUUACGUUUCAUAUACCUGGCUCUUUGCCACCCAGCUUAUCUGUUGUAAACAAAACAGUGUCGAUCGAAUACAGCAUUACCGCUACACUACCCACGUAUGGCAUCCGCACGACUCGCUCCGUCCAACUGUUCCGUUCUUGCGACUACCGUCAGCUACAACAGCCAUCAACCCGAGUCUAUUGGGGCACUACAAGAUCAAAACGCUGGCGAUACGAGGUCGAGAUCCCACGCAUCAUCCCGAUUUUCAAUCAUCACCAACAACAACAAGAGUUUGUACUGAGCAUCCGACUACGUUCGUCUUUCGAGGCGUUGAAUCGGUCAAAAGUGAAAUCAUGUCUGCUCACAUGUCAGUUGCUCGAAUCAGUUGAAACCAAACAUCAUCCAAAGGGAUGGACCGAGCCACGUAUGAUAUCAACUCGCGUACUUAUGUCGCCGGCGCAAACAUGGAUACGACCCUGCCGAUUACCCAUAACGUUCCCCUCGGAGCAUGCUUACCAACCGCGUCCGAGCGUCACGACCGAGCUCAUCAAAAUCCGACAUACGCUUUGUGUGACGCUUGCCUUCAACGGUGGUGUGCAGGGACACGAAGACAGCGACAAGCUACAAUUUGAAUUUCCUGUAAACCUGGUGCAUACGCUGGACUCCAAUCCUACUUUAUGCCGCCAACAACUGACGACUCGUUCCUCCUCUUCCUCCUCUGCCUUUUACUAUUAUACCGACAGCAGUAGCGAUGAUUGUGAGAGCAGGGAUAGUGGUGUAUAUCUGACUUGCUGAUCUUGUCAACCCGUGUAGACAAAAAACAACAACAACAUAUCAUCAUUGUUGCUGCUGCUAUCGUCAUCAACACACACAAAGCUUCAUGAACCGUUUUAUAUCCGAGCCUUAGAUGUGUCAUGCUCUAUUCAUACAUUGUAUAUAGAAAUCUAACAUAUCCUUUCUCACUUCCUUAUCCCCCUUCAAAAAACCUACAUCCUUACUGUACAAAACCCAUAAUAUGUAUGCAUUAUCAUUCACUCUGCCCAUCUUUCUCUCUAUACGCAGCAAUCACACUCCACCCCCUUUAUUGCUCGUUUUCUC